This is a messenger RNA of Pseudoliparis swirei, 6969 nucleotides long. It is a transcript of the gene sema3g, whose product is annotated as sema domain, immunoglobulin domain (Ig), short basic domain, secreted, (semaphorin) 3bl. Lineage: Eukaryota; Metazoa; Chordata; Actinopteri; Perciformes; Liparidae. The transcript is spliced from 16 exons. The record is from RefSeq and is a predicted model, not a curated record. The coding region runs from base 169 to 2535 and encodes 788 amino acids. Gene Ontology annotation, molecular function: semaphorin receptor binding; chemorepellent activity. Gene Ontology annotation, biological process: positive regulation of cell migration; negative regulation of axon extension involved in axon guidance; semaphorin-plexin signaling pathway.
CAGACCCAAUUACGCACCCGGAGGAAUUCCACCUGAAAACGCAAAUGUUGUCACUGUGACAGAACAAGGAUCCAACAACUGUCACCCCCCCUUAAAUUAUCUUGGAAUAUACUGCUUGGUUGUAGGCAACGUAUUUGUAUAGUCUAGUUCGAAUCAAUUAAAAGCAGAAUGGAGGGAUUUACACCUUUCUUCAACAUGAUUCUCGUCGCACUACUUGUCGCCACCGUGUCAUCGACCAAGUUAAAUGUGCCGCGGCUGAGACUUUCAUAUUCAGACCUGCUGUCCACCAACAGGUCGUCUAUCUUCAGCGGCCGCCAUGGUCAGCUCUUUCUUACCGUCGUCUUCCUGGACGAGUACCGCGACCGCCUCUUCCUGGGAGGAAAAGACAUUCUCUACUCUCUCCUGCUGGGACCUGCCAGCAGCGAGUCCAAAGAGAUUUACUGGCCUCCAUUACCUGGCAACAGAGAGGACUGCAUUCAAACGGGGAAGGAACCACAGACGGAGUGCGCAAACUUUGUUCGCCUCCUGCAGCCCUUCAACCGCACACACCUCCUGACCUGUGGCACCGGUGCGUUCCAGCCCAUGUGUGCCUUCAUCAACGUGGGGCACAGAGGAGAGCAUGUCUUCACCAUGGAUCCGACAAAUGUGGAGAAUGGAAGAGGCAAAGUUCCACAUGACCCCAGCCUCCCCUUCGCGAGCACCUUCAACGGUGGAGAGCUGUAUGCAGGAUUGACGGCAGAUUUCCUGGGGAGAGACUCUGUGAUCUUCAGGAGUAUGGGCGGUCGCUCCACCAUGAGGACAGAGACCGACCAGAAGCUUCUCCACGACCCAAAGUUCAUCGCUGCACACCUCAUCCCGGACAACGACGACAAAGACAACGAUAAAGUGUAUUUCUUCUUCACGGAGAAGGCCUCAGAGCCGGGGGACCGGGAGGGGGCCAUACACACGCGCAUCGGACGAGUGUGUGCGAAUGAUGUCGGAGGCCAGAGAGUGCUGGUGAACAAGUGGAGUACCUUCAUCAAAGCCAGACUGGUCUGCUCUGUCCCUGGACCUCACGGCAUCGACACACACUUCAACCAGCUGGAGGAUGUUUUCCUGCUGAGGACCAAGGAUGAGAGAAACCCAGAUAUCUAUGCGAUCUUCAGCACCAUCAGUAAUGUAUUCCAGGGUUUCGCCGUGUGUGUUUACCGCAUGGCUGACAUCAGAGAAGCCUUCAAUGGACCCUUCGCUCAUAAAGAAGGGCCCGACUACCAGUGGGGGGCCUAUGAAGGCAGGGUCCCUUAUCCAAGACCAGGCGUGUGCCCGAGUAAGAUCACCAACCAGCCAGGUAGAGAGUUUGGCAGCACAAAGGACUUCCCUGAUUCCGUGCUGCAGUUUGCUCGUAGCCACCCAUUGAUGUGGCGGCCGGUGUAUCCCGCUCUGCGCCAGCCCGUGCUUGUAAAGACCAACAUUCCUUACAAGCUGAAACAAAUCGUGGUGGACCGGGUGGAGGCAGAGGACGGCCAGUAUGACGUUAUGUUCAUUGGCACAGAUGUUGGCACGGUAUUGAAGGUCCUAGCUCUGCACAGUGGAAACAGCCUGGAGACGGAGGAGGUCACACUGGAGGAGCUACAAGUCUUCAAAGUGCCAACUCCAAUAACAUCGAUGGACAUAUCCGUGAAAAGGCAAGCCCUGUAUGUCGGCUCUCCAGCCGGUGUGGCGCGGGUUAAGCUGCAUCGCUGUGAGACUUAUGGGAAGGCCUGCGCCGAGUGCUGCCUGGCCAGAGACCCGUACUGCGCCUGGGACGGGUCAUUGUGCGCACGGUACGCGGCCAACAGCAAACGCCGCUACCGCAGACAGGACAUCAGGCAUGGCAACCCUGUGCUCCAGUGUGUGGAUCAGAAUCUGAGUGAGGACAUAGACGUGACACAAGACAAAGUGGUGUAUGGGACCGAGAACAACAGCACCUUCCUGGAGUGCCUUCCUCGCUCCCCACAAGCUACUGUUACCUGGCUCGUCCAACGAGAUGACCGCAAGGAGGAGGUGAAGCUGGACGAACGUGUGAUGUCUACGGAGCAAGGCCUCCUGUUUCGUCGUCUCUUCCGCCAGGAUGUAGGCAUGUACAUCUGCCGCUCUCGAGAGCAUGGCUUCACGCAGACCCUGACCCGCCUCACCCUCGAAGUCCUCCAGGGGGAGACUGUGGACGAGGUCAUGGCCCGCGACACCACUGGCCUCUCCGACUCGUUCAAAGACCGGUCCACAGGCAGCUACAGGGCCUGGAUGCCCUGCAGUGCCUACAGCAAGGGCGGCUCAUCAAGCCAAAUUGGCCAAUCGCGUACAUGGUUCAAGGAUAUCAUGCAACAGAUUGGGGCGUCGAAUCUGCCAAACGUGGAGGAGUACUGCGAGAGGAUGUGGUGCAACGACAAGCUGAGGAGGAAACACAAGGGCAUGGUGGAGAAAUACCGCCAAGCGCAGGAGAGCGCCAGAAAGACACGUAGCAAGAGCUCCGGCGAACGCAACCGGACGCCGAGAGAUCUCAGCGCAUGGGAGGAGUAAUGAAGAGAAAGCAAGCGGGGGAGAGGGUUUAAAGAAGGGAUAACGAUUACAGUACAGGACAAAACUAAUGGCCGAGCAAAAAGGGUCAAGACCAGCUUCAACUCCCCCAACAGUUGAAACGUUGGCACUUGGAUGUGAAAGAAUGAGAUUGAAUGCGACAGAGCGCCUGCUUUGGUAAUUCAAACUAACGGAAUGGAUUUUAUGGAAAUCAGUGUAUGUGUAGAUCAGGUGUUAGGGGCCGGCUCUCUGGAUGGGGCCCCAAAACACAGAAGUGUUGUCUGUCUUGAAAGACGGCACAAAAAGAGACUGAACUGCACAGGUUGUUGCGAUGAAGACUCUUUCAAAUACAUUCGGAGGAAGCUUGUAAAACAUCUUGAGUACCAAGGACUCCACCAGUUCUCACACAUGUUUGCCCUUGAAUACUUUUCUGAACAGGACAGACACUGCUUGGACUUCAAGACAUAUAAAAGCUUUACACAUCUCAGAUUUAUGAAAUGUACACAUGCCUGCGGACUCUCUCUUUGACGAACACCGUUUGCUCUUGAAUAACUGGGGUUUGAAAAAAGCAACAUUGCAUUUUCUUACUCUGCACUCUUUGGACUUCAAAAUAGCAACUUUGUGUGACUAAGUGUAUGUGUCCAUGUGUGUCAGAGCAAAUGCAGCUCUUACACACAUGGACUCAUACUUACUUUCCAUUCGUUUUUUGUCACAGCGAGUCAAUAUCUGGAUUCAUAUCCUUCUAACGUAGUAUUCAACAGUCUGUGUUUCUUGCCUUGCUCUGCACAUGGCAAUUUUAUCAUGAAAUAUUUAUGUGUGACUCUAGCUCAAGACAUAACUGAGUUUUCAGUGUAUUUAUAAGAGGCGUAUGCAACCGAUGCACCCAGGCUAAGACAAUAAUGCCACAUUUCCACUGCACGGCACAGCUUGACUCAACUUGCUUGGAAUCGUUCAUUUGGGGGUUUUCCACUUGCAAAAGCCUCGGAUAGUACCUUGUGCUCGUUAUGCUUCCGCACCGGCCAUUGCCGUGGCAGGAGGCAUAAUGUGUUUGGCUUGUCUCUACUAUUAAUGUAAAUGCAAUUGCCCCAACAUUUAUUUAAUGUUGGUGGUCAAAAGUUAAGGUCCGUGUGACCUCACAAAACACAUUUGGCCGCAACUCAAGAAUCCAUAUUCGAAUUAUCAAUUGAUGACAUUUUCGACCGACAUGGAUGUCAUCUGCAACUCGACUUGUUCACAAAAGCAAAGUGGUAAUUCCAGAUUUUCUACCACCCUGAUACUAUAACCCCAUGCCCAACCAUGCAGUGGAAAUCAGGCAUCGCUGUAUCUGAUCUUGCCACGGUUCAUGCACACACACACACACACGCACACAAACACAAAAACUGAAAUCCCACUCAUCCAUUACACUGAAUGCAUGAGCUCAAAUAGCUCAAACUACCAUGAGACGACUGUUGAUGGUUCAACAGAUUAAAAGGCUCGUUGCUUUAUUGUUACUGCUGUGGGUUGAACUUUCCAUUAACACCAGCUAAAGAUCAAGAUUCCCCCUCCACCGACCCUUAAAGGGAUAUUUCACAGUGGCUUACUUUCAUGCCUUUUGGGCGCAUACCGUAACACCUCCUGGAAUGUACCUAAUGGCCCCGUUCAUUCGCCCAUAAUUGCUUCCAUGGGAAUGCUCCUGAAACUUAACUCUUGUCUAAGACUUUAACGCCCAUCCAGCUAGUCGGCCUUCAAAUAAUAAUUAUUUCAAAUAGUUUGCUCAUACAAUUUAAUUACUUGUGUAAUUGGUAAGUCCAAAACAAAAAAUGGUGUUGUCUUUAAUCAUCAACAAAAAUCCUUUUGCCAGUUUCUCGAGAAGGGUUUAGCUUGAAAGGCCAAUUCCUCUUGUGCUUUCUGCUUUGUAAACACUGGUUUUAUAAUCCACAUUGUUAUCGUCUUCACUUUUGUUGUUAAAAUAUAACCAUCAUGGCAUCUGAAUUCAAAAGAGGUUUUCAUUCUCCAGGAAAAAAGUGGGGAAGAGAACGGAGGGUUGAUUUAUAAGCUAAGACAGAGCAGUGAAGAGACAGGACGGACAAAGAAAAGACUGGCUUGACAUUCUGAGAUGUGCACAUUAUAACAAUGUAAACUGCCUUUUCUUCCUGACUACCGGUUACCGCCAACAAUUACAGUGUGAGAAACCAGUUUUGACAUAUGGCAAAUCAAGAUGAUUGUCUGAUGGAGGUGGAGCCCAAUAUUGUGAGUGAAGAGGCAGGAAAAGUGUAUUCAGAGCUACAGGUAAAGCAGCUCCUUUGAGUUACAUUUCCCUUUACCAUCGUAAGCUAUUCUAUUGAGUUAAUAUAGAUGGCAGUGAUAUAUUUUGGAGCUUCAGUAAUAUUGUAUAAACAUUUUAAAAUAAUCAAACUGAAAGAUAAAAUAACAACAAGUAGCUAUUAAAAGUAUGGUUUGGAGUUCUUCUGUAGAGCUGUGCAAAUGAUGGGUUACAUAAAGUUCACCUAAUAAACAAAGAUAAGUGCCCAUAAUUAAAAGUUGCCAGAUUAAAUAUGUCAUAUUUAUUUAAUCUUGCACCUUUAAUCUGUGUUAUACGUAAGAAAUUGAAGCUGAUAUUUGCCUACAUUUGUACUGUGAUCAAUUACAUGUUGGUGAUCAAGUGGUAAAAUCAGAUUAAUUUGAAGACCGCUGCAAGCCAUCAGAAAAACACAAUCAGAAGUUCACAAAUAGCCUGUUGCUAAAGAGGACCUCCAAAAUGACCGCAAGCGGGGGAAAUCCAUGUAAUAUUUGUACAUAUGGAAGAUGGUAUCGAUAUUCUGGGAGUCCUCUAAUUGUUUAAAACUAACCAGGGAACAACACCAGUGAACUUGUUGACCUUUAUGUAACCUUUAUGGCGUGUGAAUUACUUCUUUAAAGGUCAACAUAAAGAGGAGUAUACAUGUGUAGAAGAAAGGAGAGUUCUUUACAUUUUUAAAUAAGGUACUAUACUAUAUGCAUCUUGUGAAAGCUGUAUUUACGACUUGUGAAAAUCUUAGUAAAUAUUAAAACCCAUUUUCCUUCAAUUCAUCAGUUUGAAGAGAGUAUUUCAAAAGACUGACAUUUUUCCCCAGUAAGAAUGCAUUUUAGUUUAUUUUCUUAGUUUGAGCAUUGGGAGACUGGUUAUCAGACUCCACUAAUGGUGUUUUCUUUUCAAAUAUUGCCUAAUGGUGUUUUCUUUACAAGUAUUGCUUCUGAUGUUUAUCUAAAGGGAAACAAGAUAGGAGUGUGUAUAUGUGACAGGAGGAGGGUAUGCAUGAAACAAAGACAACAUUGGCAGGGAACAAAAAUAAAUAAUAAUCUCAAAAUCACCCUCCUCAAAAUGUUGUAUUUUAAUCUUGUUACGGAAACGGCUACAUGAUUACUUUGUUCUUUUGGUGUAGUCUAUGAAGAUGAUACUUUUGUGUCUGUUAAUAGCAUUCUUCCUGUAUCGCCACAUCAUGACCCUGAAUAACUUUAAUCAGAAAAUUAAAAAACAGUUUAAGAUAAUUAUAACUAUGAUUGUAAACUGAAAGUGUGUAUAAUUGUAGAAGUUGAAAUAGCUAGUUCCAUUUUAGGGCAACUAUCACUAUGGAACCAAAAAAGUAAAUGCAGAUCUUUUGUUUGCAAUAAGUUGUGCUUUUUCCAUGUUCGAAGCACACAUUGUAAAGCCUUGAAAUGCAGUUUGUGUACAGUUGUACAAAGUGUGUUAUGAUAGUGCAUCUCACAUUUAUAUUUGUACCUUCCUCUCAAUGUGUCCACUCUUUAUAACUAGUUCAUUGACAUUUGUCAAUACUUUAUACAUUUUAUCUCAAACACAAGUUGAAUUUGCAGCACUUAUACUGCCUUAAUGUCCAACGUUUUACAGGAACAACACAUAAUUGACUAAUCGUUUGCUAAAGACUCUCGGUGUACUGUGCUACUCACAAUGUCAAACUACACCAGCUGAUUUCACUGAUUAGUUGCUCCUCCUGAUUGGAGGUUCACUAAUUGAUUACUGAAUGCCUGCACAUGUGCUGACCACCACAGCUUCUCUACAUCAAGCAGAUCGAUAGAUUCAGCUUUGACUGUGAAAGUAGAGACUGCAGGGAAAAAGGUCAUGACAUCGAUAUUAUUGAUUAUAAUUAUGGCAGUCAGCAGUCCAACAAAUGGCAUAAGCAAUCAAGGACAAGCAUUACACAUAGAGAACACGUCUUGCUGAACACAACAACAUGCUCAAUCUAGAAUUUAGGCUAACAUGUUUAGGGAUCCUUAGAUUUAAAACAUAUCUCAACUUGACCUGUCCCUGUUUUAUUGUACUGUAAAGUUGUGCUGGUUGUGGGGUCUCUGACAGAACCUAAUUUAAAUGCAUAUUUAUGAUGUUAUUUAAGUAUCUUUCUACCAUGCAUGCUAUGUACUUGUAUGUAUAUUAACAGCAUUAAACUUUUUUUCUAACAUACA